This is a messenger RNA of Neurospora crassa OR74A, 4424 nucleotides long. RefSeq lists its product as hypothetical. The record is from RefSeq and is a predicted model, not a curated record. Gene Ontology annotation, biological process: positive regulation of transcription by RNA polymerase II. Gene Ontology annotation, molecular function: zinc ion binding; DNA-binding transcription factor activity, RNA polymerase II-specific; transcription cis-regulatory region binding. The transcript has 5 exons. Gene Ontology annotation, cellular component: nucleus. NCBI's taxonomy places the organism in Eukaryota, Fungi, Ascomycota, Sordariomycetes, Sordariales, Sordariaceae. Bases 1587 to 3608 code for a protein of 673 amino acids.
CACAUACCCGGCAUUCAAGCCGUAUGAUAUUUGACUCUUCAACUCGACGAUAUCCUUGUGGGGAAACCCUUAACUGAGAUUUGCGUGAAUGUGGCUAUACCGGGGGUUGAACAAAAAGACAACGUCCCCCCCGCGGAAACCUCUUAGCCCCUUGUGUCUACUCGGGACCCUUGCUGAUCAUGGAUAGUUAUCCUGGCCAUUGGAGUUUCUUCACCGGCUACCAUCGACUGAUCGACUAGCACCCCCAAGGGAAUGAGUACAUGUGAGGCUACUGACGCUUCUACUUACUCCUCGUCCCACGGACCUUUCACUGGUCCCUAAACACUCGUCGCUUCCCCGGGAAUGCAACCACAAUUUCUCUCUUCGUUUCUCUGGUAGCUUCCUCCAGAUCCGACCCGUGGUGAACAUUGUCACAGUUCCGGGCAUAUCGAGAUAUGGGGGUAUAAUCGGUCUCACCCACCCCCGGUCGAGCGGUCCAGCUAUCUUCACCGUCACCCAGUUCACUCCCCUUAGACUUUCUCGACGAGCAACGUACUGGCGAUUGUCUUUAGUUGGAUGUGUGUCCAUGUCACCACGGCACCGAGCUACUUACCUCAUCUGAUUCCCAUAUCAAACAAGGGCAAGACGUAUACCUCCUGAUCCAUGUUCCCUUUUGCUUACCCACACGCAGCCGGUACUUAGAGCUACAGGGAUACCUUCAACUUCUUAUUCCGCCAACGAUUACUUGGUGGGAACUCACCCGCAUACCCGCCCUCCUACCAGUGGUUCAUCGGACGAUCACACUUCUAACCAAACAUCGACACCCCUCAAGCUAGUAGCACCUUCCUUGAAUACCAUGCCAUUGGGAGGACCCUGACAGCCGCUACAUUUCUACCGACAGUCAUCCACAUCGACUUCUCAUGCACGGCCCCUCUGCUUUUCUACCUGCUGGGAGGAAAGUCUUGCCACUGGCAAGCUACCUAACUAUUUUGUAGCCAGCUAUGCUUGAGAAUAUUCUUCCUAGCUGAGCAGAUCUACUUUCAACCAAGGAUACACUCCCUAACCCUAUGAGGACGCCGGUCACCUACCAUACACGCCCUGCGAGGUUUUCCGGAUCCCUUCACAAUACCCUAAUGUGGACCCCCGAUUUACGCGGAUCACGCAGCUUCUAAUCUCCUGGGCCUUACGACAAGGCGGCCCCGUGGCAUUGCCAGAUACAUCAUAUCAACCAACAAUACAUCGAGUCACUCUUCUAAUUCGGCUAUCCUGCACAUCAAAUUAUCUUCCUUCACCCUACCCUGACUAGAUGGAAAUCUCUCAAGCUCUGAUUUAUCCCGUAUCAACAAUCUCCUGACGAAACCUUCCACCCACGAUCAACCAGCUACAGCUCGCACAUCUAUACAAGUCUGUCUUACCUGUCUGCCAUAUGCGGUGUAAGCCAGAGUAUUUUAUCGGAGGCGAGUCUUGAGCACGACAAGUUCAAUGUGGUCCGAAAACAGUCCCAUGAACUAGACACGGAACCUGGGAUUUGGAUAGAUUCCUCGUGUACGAACGGACAUCGAAAAGCAAUUAUAGCACUCUCAGCAAAAAGCUUCCGCGUUACCAUCAUGAGCGACUAUUACCACCACUUCCUCACCUCGAUGGCAGGUGUCGGGGGGGACCCUACUCUAAGCCAACAUGACGCUUCGAUACCCGUGCAACAAGCCCCAGUAUUAAGCUUGGGGACGACGCCGAUGUCUCCCGCUUACCAAAACCUCGGCGGGUUUUUCAACGGAUAUGCGGAGCCUAUCAUGUUCAGUGCACCCAAGGCUCAAAGAAGCCGUCGCAAGUCUGCGCCUGGAUUGGAUCACAUCAAACAUCGACGCACGAGGUCAGGCUGCUAUACUUGCAGGAGCAGGCGAGUCAAGUGUGAUGAAACCCACCCAGUCUGCGAGAGAUGCAGAAAGGGAAACCGAGAGUGUGUCUAUCCGGAACCAACACCACCCAAGGGAUCCGUGAAAGAUUCACCGGGUCAGAGCCAGCAGGAGAGCCCUACAUCUUCUCGGGGGGAUGACGAUGACGACGAGACUGGACACGAUGGAACAUUGACGCCGAUAAUGGAUGAGGAUGAAGAAGAAGAAGAAGAAGCCGAAAGCGCCACAAUGCAAUCCUCAACACCGACCAUUCCUCCAACUCCUUUAAGCGCACCGGCAACAUCACUCAGUUUCAACCAUGGAUCCAUAAACGAUAGGCAGGGACUAGAGGAGGACGUACAGUUCUAUCUCAACUACUACCGUGACAAUAUCACGCACUAUCACUACUCCGUGGUGAAUGACCACGAUAACUUUUUCAAGGAGAUGUUGACUGAAUUGGCAAUUCAGGACGAGGGCCUUCUCUAUGCCGUGGUCGGGUUUGCAGCCUACCAUUAUACUCUACAGAAUCCGAUUGGAGAGAUCAAGGACUUCUUGCAUUUUUAUAACCGCAGCGUUACUCUACUGCUGGGAUUCUUGAAAAGAAAAGAACGCCAUACGGAGAUGACUCUAUUGACCAUCCUACAACUUGCCACCAUUGAGGAGUACCUCGGCGACUGGGUCAACCUCAUGGGCCAUCAGAAGGCUGCCCUAGAAGUACUGACCGAAUUGUACACGCCACAAACGGUCAUGCAGACUGUUGUAGGGCGCAUGAUUCUGACGUGGUAUACACGGUUCGACGUGUUUACUGGCAUAAUGGCCAGCUCCGAAACUAUGCUUCCUCGGGAAUGGUUCACAGCUUUUGUCGAUUACUACGAGGCUCGAGCGGCAGAAAACCCCAACGAACUAUCCUACAAAACCGAGGUGUGUUCAGGGCGACUACGCAUGAUUUCAAUGGAGAUGUCACUCUUGUUCGGGAGAAACGCCAGGCAACAAAUGUCCGAAGAAGAGUAUACCGCCGAGCACCGUCGAUUAUACAACGCCCUCCACGAGUGGAAAAACAGCUGGGAUCCUGCCUUGGUGAAUCCAGAGUUCCUCGUAACUGAUGUAUCGAUGAACGGAGCCUCAGACACGGAUCGAAUCUUUCAGCCACUCACACCAGGCUUGCUUUUCCGGCCUCCCCUUUUUGCCUCGACGAUCUUGACUUGCGAAUGGAAUUCGAUUACCCUGAUGCACGGAAGCCAGGGCACGUCAGACCCCUCGAACGAGACUCUGGAGAAGUUGAGGGAACACGCAUAUGUGAUAUGCCAGAUAUGCGAGGUAGUCGAGACCUGGCCCCUUAGUCCUGCGGGGAGCCUAAUAAUCUUGCAACCAUGUCUCGGUAUCGCUGCGUUAUUUGUUCCCCAGGAGGAGGCCUACCAGCUCUGGAUCAGGAAGAAAUUCGCAUUGCUCGAAAGAAUGGGGUACAUAUCACCCGGAACAAUGCGCCUAAGAAUGGCAGAGCUCUUCCGUGACGGGAGCUGUCUCCGUUGGUGGUUACCGAACGACGAAGGAUUCACGCCCAUGCUACAAAGCAUCCGGGCCUUUGCAGACGAGCGAAACGCGAUGGCUGUGUCGACACAGAGCGAGAAUUUGCGACAGAUACGUUCCGUUUUCUCCAGGAUGAAUAUUCGACGAACAGCCAUGGACCAGGGCGAGGGCCAGUUGAGUAAUGGGGUCAAUACUAUGCUUUUGGAAUAAGAAGAGUGUAGAUCGACAGGACAGGACAGGACAGGACAGUACCGGACAGGAGAAUCGUUUGCAUAUUGAAUUCCGUGUCCCAUCGGCCGAGCUAUAUGAACCUAAUAAGGCUGCGACCGCUGUUACGUCCCAAACUGGACGAUUGUCAUCUCGUCUCUGCGGCUUAUACACUAAUUAGUAGCCCUUGCGAAUCAGGGCGUCAAUCGGUUCAGACACAGCGACAAGAAGACAGUGAAGGGAGAAACAAUACAACCCAGCAACUUUUUGGGUCAAACCUUUGCCUCUAAAAGUGUGAUCCGUCUUCACUCUCGGUACUGUUUUUCCCGAUGGACCAGCACGCAGGGUAAUAAUGAUAUAUCCUUCGCGUAAUCAGACAAAAACGGCCGUUGACGACAAACAGGAAGAUUGGAUGCGGCUCAAGUGUCCCAUGCCGUGAGACAGAGACAAUCUCUCUGUAAAACCACUGGACUGUUAGUGCAAAGCUGGAAGGAAAGUUCCGUCUUCCUGUAGCUUUGAGGGGCGGAAUACGGGAUCUCGAACGAACGGCUCAUCAGUUAUCAGUUACCAGUUACCAGUUAACCAUUCGGCCCAGUUCCAUGCGUGCCACGGCUCUGCAAAGUUUUGGUACGACCUACAUGCUACCUCUACCCAGUCUCAACCGCUACGAGAGUUACGAGGAGGUAAACCAUGGAUCACCACUCUGGUUUCGGCAACAACUCAGCAACGGCUAUAACAGCUUCGAAACACCACCGGCUACCGAAAAACUCCCGAUUGGUCACCUCUUCUCUCACCCACCCCCCCCCCCCCCCCCCUAGG